UGAUUACUCUUAAGUCCCCCUUGCGUUUACCGACGGUACUAAAUUAACGUCUCCUGAGGCCUGUCAACAAUCAUGAAGACACGCGUGAAAAACGUUUCUGACAGAAAGCGUUCGAGCAAUGCUACCGAAAAAGAUCAGAAAAAUGGGAAGAAACCAUUCAACAAAAAGAAUUACAGGGCACAAAAAUACAGUAACAAAUACAAAAUCGAUCAGUGGCAGGAACGUAGGAAGAAGGCAAUCUUACGAGAUUAUUAUAAAGAGGUUGACAAAAGCCGACGUCAGAAUCUGAAGAAACCAGUUUCAUUGGAAGACAGUAACGAAAAUGAAAAUGAUAAUACGACGCAACCAAAAAAGGUCAGCCCAUUUCAUAAAGCUAAAAAGGAAUUCUUGCGCAAGAAGGUUGAUAAAAGAAAAAAACAGGAGCAAAUGGAACAGAUAAAAUCGGAACAAAAGGAGGCACUUAAAAAGUAUAAGGAAAAGAAGAUGCAAACAUUUAGGAAACUUUCAAUGAGGACAAAGAAGGGACAACCUGUGAUGAAGGGCAGAUUAGAAUUGUUACUGGAAAAGAUACAGCAACAAGUAUCUAACUGAUACUUAGAAAGAAUGCGACACAAUUUAUGCCCAGACAAAUUUUAUGUUAAUAAAUCUUGUUCAAUGUACAUAGACUGA
Molecule: messenger RNA, 669 nt
Organism: Colletes gigas
Lineage: Eukaryota; Metazoa; Arthropoda; Insecta; Hymenoptera; Colletidae
Product: thyroid transcription factor 1-associated protein 26 homolog
Exons: 3
Coding region: 73-591 (172 amino acids)
Cellular component (GO): nucleus
Source: RefSeq, a predicted model, not a curated record